UUCUCCAGACAGAUCGUUCAGAUUCCGAAAUAAUUGGCUAUGCUUUGGAUACGCUCUACAAUAUCAUUUCGAAUGAUUUGGAAGAAGAGGAACAAGAUGAUUCUGAAGGUAAAGCAACCUGAAUUUAUAUUAGCAUGGUGUGUCUUUAGCCAUAGUUCUAAGCAUUAACUGACUCACAGCACCAUUAAUCGGUUUUUAAAAGGAUACUGUGUAGAUAGACUUUUGCAAGUGUUUUAGCCCUCUCUUCUUACACUUUCAAAUUUUGCAACUGUUUCGGGCCCUUUCAUGUCAAAGGGGAGCCAUGUGACUGCUCAAAUUGAUAACUGAUGGAGAGAAAUGUGUCUUGCAACGUUAGAUACUGAAUUAAAAUACACCUGAAAUACUAUUCCAUUUGUUACUAAGAUUGUUGAGUUCAUUAUGAAGGGGGCAAUAUGAAAUUGCAGAAUUGCAAAUAUUUUAUAGCAAUUGAAGUUCAAAAGUAUAUUUUUGCAGUGUCCUUUUUAAACAACGCUGUGUACAUGAGCAUGCAUCUUAACAGCACUUUGAUUCCAAGGUCCACUUGGAAUCAUGUCGCAGGCAUCUUCUGUAAUAAAAACUUUUAUAUCAAAUGACUAAUCUUAAAAUACUUCAUUGCAAUACUGUACUGAUGAUGUCAAAUUCAUUGUAACCUGGUUAAUAGCAUAAUGGUUAAUAGUAUAAUAUUGAUAUGCACAUGAGGCUUUCUUACUAUUAACAUAUUGUUUUGCCCGUAUCCUUUCCUGGAUUUUCUCUUGUCGGUUUAUUUCAACAUUUUGGAAGAUAAGGAAUAUAAUGUUGGAAUAUGGCAUUGGUAUAUUGGUUGGGUUUUAGCCAGUGCUAGUCCUACUCAGAGUAGACCCACUGAAGUUACUUUACAUGACUGACUUGGGUUGAUUAAUUUCACUGCGUCUAUCGGUGUGUAGAACUUGGUUGGCUACAGCCCACUGGAUUCGAUGUCAACUUCGAUGAUCAGUGUCUUCAAAGCUGGAAAAAAAAUUGAUGGCAUCGAGGAACUUUAACUUUCAGAUUGGUGUGUCCAGUGGGACAAAUGGACAAAAUUGCAUGCUUCCAUUGUGGCUGUGGCUGCCAACACUGUCCUCACUCUCCUCCUCUGGCAGCCCCUUCCUGGAUUUUCCCUAGCUCUUAACUAGCACAAACAGAGCGACUGGAGGAGUGGAGCAGAUUGAAGAGAGGCUUGACCUUCUGAGGUUAAAGAAGGGUUAUGGCUAGCAGGAAAGAAGAUUUGCCUGAGGAAUAGAGGUUAAAAGGAGCUAGAGGCGAUAAGAAGGAAAAUAGGAUGAUGGCUCCUCCUGAACCUGGUGCAACUUAGAAGAUCAGAGAUGAGGCUUCAGGGGAGCAGAGUCUGCCUAACAAGUCUCAAAGUGAACUAGGUAGAGAUGUAGCCCAGCAAAAAAUAAGUAAGUAGAGACACGGCCAAGCCAAAAGGGCGAGGUCCACUUUCCUAACUCCUGGAAAGCCUAUCUCUUAAGUUGCCAUUGGAAGACCAAAGUCCCGCAACUAGACAAGAAAGCAAUAGCUAACAAGAGGACUGAAAAAAGGGAGAAGUACAUACUGCUUGAAGUAAAAAUGCUGUCUAGAAGCAUACAACUUGCCUAUAACAACCUGCAAGAAGAAAUAAUGGCCUUCAGCACUUCAGACUCUAUUCUCAGGUGUGCUGGCUGGGAGCCAGUGGGCCUGGCCUUCAUAAUUCCUAUGUAUAAAUUGCUGAACACCUUAUUUGGAAAGGUUAUACCAGCCGUCUCCGAUUCUAUACCAUACACGUGGUCAAAAUUGAGAGGUUCCCCUUCCAUAUUGAAGAUCAUGCUGCUGUUUCUUCUCCAUUGAGAAUGAGGAAUUAGCUGACACGAAUGGGAAGCUGUGACUAGGACAGGCCACAAGUAUAGCAUUGUCCAAAUUGCAUAAAAUAUUUGGGCUUAGUUUAAUGAUAUGUUACGGCUGAGCCAAGCCAUUCUGUCAUUGCUGUCAUUGGUGUUCAUGGAGGGAUGUCCCCAGUAGGCUUUUAUGAUACAAAACUCACUAUUUUCUCUUCAUAGCAAGAUAUACAUGGAAUGGGAUAAGUUUAAAGUCAAAGGAGCCUUGGAUUCCUCUUCCAGUAGCAGAGCAAGAGUAUAUAGCUCAGUUAAGCCACAAGAGCUAAUAAAUGGGCAGUUUUUCUUGCACCUGUUUAUAUUAAAAAACACAAGACAAUGUUUCUCCAAUGCUUCAGAAAUAAAGGAAGUUCUACAAAUUGGGAAUGUUCUUUACUUGUGAAUAUGUAUCCAAAAUGUGAAUCCCUCCUAUGGCAAAUAGGAUGUCACUUUUGUACGGUGAUUUUUUCUUCAUGUGGAGUUGAGUCCCACAUGCAUGUUUUGUGCCUGCACGGUGCAACAUUUGGAAUCUGGGCAAUGAAACGCUUUGGCAGCAGGCCUGUCCCCAGCCACAACUCAGAUCACGGUUGCUUAGAACUUUCUCUUCAUUUUGAGCUUUUUUAAAUAUUAUUUUUAAACAACCUCCCCCUCCUUUUUAUUUAUUUAAGCUUUUUCUCUUUCAUUUUGCAUUUUACUUUACCUUGGUACCAUGUGUCUGCUGUGAUAGUAAGUAAGUUCCCCGUUUGUUCAGAUCACAGCUGUUAUCUGUCCUGUCUGGGGUGGCAGAUACUUGCCACAAAUUCAUGAGACAGGCUUGCUGCCAUAGUGUUGGGCAAUGCUAUGGGAGCAGGCCCUCUCUCUGGUAGACACAGGCCCCUUUAGUGCUACCUAAGUGAAUGUGCCCUGUUUUGGCAUCACUGUUUUUACUACUGCCAAUUGAGGGAGUUGAAUGGACUUCCGUUCUGGGAGUUGAAUGGACUUCCGGAACGGAUUAAGUUCGACAACCAAGGUACCAGUGUGUUCAUUUUCUCUCUCUGAAUUUUUUUUAAAAAGCAACUGUUCCAAGAUAAGCUACAUUUUCAUACUUCACUGCAGGGAACUGUACAUGUGAUCUCAUAUUAAAGGUAUCAUCCUUUGAGUAUGGUUUUGCUGAGUAUGAAGGUGCAUUUCCAUCAUACUGUAUUUGCCGUGUAAAGCAUUGUACAUCUCGAAUACCUGUAAUUGUGUUUGUCAUGAACAUGCAAUUAUUAACACAUUGCCUCUGAGGAAGCAAAGUGGAGGCCUCAGUUUUUCUUUCUGCGUGUCACAUCACUGAAUACAUAUGCUAUUUAUAGGGGAAUGAUGUAGAAAAUAAAUUAUUGUGGUGGACAAAAAACAAAGCUCUUGUCUGGGUGAUGUAAACCAAGCAUGUCCAAAUUCUGUUUUGGGGGCUUAAUGUGACCCGCCGAUUGAUUUAAUCUGGUCCUUGUGGCAGUAUAUGUCCUGGUGCAAAUUUCUAAAAAAAGUUCAACGACUUUGGUCGGCCCUCACGCAUGUUCAUGUAAUCAAAUCUGGCCCUCUUUGAAAAUAGUUUCGGCACAGUUCAAAGUGAAAGAUUAUACUAGCUAAAUGUGCAAAGUACAUUGCUAAACAAGACCCCUGAUCUCUUAGAUGCCUUUUUCUUGAUGUGAGCUUCAAGAAGAACUUCCCCUGCUGCCACCGAAUGUGAGAUGCUCCCAAAUUUGCUGCAAGCAGAAGCAUGGCCCAUGCAAUGGGGUCAGUGGUGGGUCAGACAGCAGAAUCCUACAAAAGAAAAUUCACAGAAACAGACAGAAGACCUUGGAAGUCAAUUUACAGAGCUUUUCAUUAAACAGCAAGACAAUAUCACUCUUCUGCUGACCUAUUUGGAGGAAUUUGAUUUUCACGUCCGGUGGCCUGGAGUGAAACUUCUUACAGUGCUAUUAAAACAGCAGGGGCCCCAAGUGCAGCAGAUAAUACUAGUCAGCCCCAUGGGCGUCUCAAGGCUGAUGGACCUGCUAGCAGAUUCUAGAGAGGUCAUACGGAAUGAUGGUGUCUUGUUACUUCAGCAGUUGACAAAAAGUAAUGCAGCCAUCCAGAAAAUAGUCGCUUUUGAAAAUGCCUUUGAGAGGUUGUUGGAUAUCAUAACGGAGGAGGGAAACAGUGACGGAGGCAUAGUUGUGGAGGAUUGUCUUCUCUUGCUGCAAAAUUUGUUGAAGAACAACAAUUCCAAUCAGAAUUUCUUUAAGGAAGGUUCCUAUAUUCAGCGCAUGAAGCCGUGGUUUGAAGUCGGUGACGACAAUGCUGGGUGGUCAGCUCAGAAAGUAACCAAUCUUCAUCUGAUGCUCCAGCUGGUCCGAGUGCUGGUUUCCCCCACGAAUCCCCCUGGUGCCACGAGCAGUUGUCAGAGAGCCAUGUUUCAUUGCGGGUUGCUGCAGCAGCUUUGUACGAUCCUGAUGGCAACUGGAGUUCCGGCUGAUAUUCUUACUGAGACCAUUAACACUGUGUCGGAGGUCAUUCGCGGGUGUCAAAUGAAUCAAGACUACUUUGCUUCAGUAAAUGCACCUUCAAACCCACCAAGGCCUGCAAUUGUAGUACUCCUUAUGUCGAUGGUGAAUGAAAGACAACCAUUUGUGUUGCGUUGUGCAGUCCUGUAUUGUUUCCAGUGCUUCUUGUACAAGAACGAGAAGGGGCAAGGAGAAAUUGUGUCAACACUUCUACCUUCAACCAUUGAUGCGACUGGGAAUUCCGUCUCGGCUGGACAGCUGCUCUGUGGAGGACUCUUCUCUACAGACUCUCUUUCCAACUGGUGCGCGGCUGUGGCACUGGCCCACGCCUUGCAAGAAAACGCCACUCUGAAAGAACAGCUGCUAAGAGUGCAGCUGGCAACAAGUAUUGGCAACCCUCCAGUGUCCUUACUCCAACAAUGCACCAACAUUCUGUCUCAGGGUGAUAAGAUCGACAGACGGGGAAGCAAAGUGCAGACAAGAGUUGGAUUAUUAAUGCUGCUUUGUACCUGGCUAAGCAACUGCCCCAUUGCUGUCACACAUUUUCUGCACAAUUCGGCCAAUGUUCCAUUUCUGACAGGACAGAUAGCGGAAAACCUUGGAGAAGAGGAGCACUUAGUCCAAGGGUUGUGUGCUCUCUUACUAGGAAUUUCCAUUUAUUACAACGACAACUCACUCGAGAAUUAUAAGAAGGAGAAAUUAAAGCAACUGAUAGAAAAGAGGAUUGGCAAGGAAAACUUUGUUGAGAAAUUGGGAUUCAUCAGCAAACAUGAAUUCUAUUCCCGAGCAGCUCAGAAACCUCAGCCAAGCUUUUCUAGCCCGGACCAUAUGAUGUUUGAUCAUGAAUUUACUAAACUGGUAAAGGAGCUAGAGGGCAUUAUAACAAAGGCAGUUUAUAAGUCUAGUGAAGAAGAUAAACAGGAAGAGGAAGUGAAGAAGUCCUUAGAACAACACGACAACAUAGUGACACGCUACAAAAGCAUCAUUAGAGUUCAGGAUCAGGAGCUUGAGGAAUUGAAGAAACAAGUAGAAUCUAUAAAAGUUCAAAAUGAGCAGCUUCAGACAACAGUCACACAGCAAAUGUCGCAGAUUCAGCAACACAAGGACCAAUACAAUCUCCUUAAAGUACAGCUAGGAAAAGACAACCAGCAUCAUAGUUCCCAUGGCGAUGUGGCUCAAAUGAAUGGCGUUCAGCCGGAAGAAAUCAGCAAAUUGCAAGGGGAGAUAGAAGAAUGGAAACACAAGCUUGAACUGUUGCAGGAACAACUGAAGGAACGAGACUCUUUGAUUGAAACCUUGAAGCUUUCGCCUGCAGCAGGAGGAACAACAACAGAGCAGUCUUCGCAAACGAACAAACCGAGUGGCCCAGAGGUUGACACAGAACUAUAUAAAGAAGUUGAAACCCUGAGGGCCCAAACCCAGUCGCAGUCCACCGACAUUAUUAAACUUCAGAGUGAAAAGCAAGAACUGCUUCAAAAACUGAGUGUGACCCCAGUUCCUGUAUCAGGAGACAAUGGCACCAUUAUGGUAGCAAAGACAGCUGACUUGGAAAGAAGGCUCUCGGCGCUCUUGCAAGAGAAUAAAGAACUAAAGAAUGAAAUUGCGGCCCACGGGGACGAAAAGGCGUCACUGAAACAGCAGCUGGACUCAUCCAACAGUACAGUGGCUAUUUUGCAAAACGAGAAAAGCAAGCUACAGAAAGAAGUCGCAGAAUCUAAGAAAGAACAGGACGAUCUCCUGGUGCUCCUGGCUGAUCAGGAUCAGAAAAUAAUUGCAUUAAAGGAUAAACUCAAGGAGCUUGGAGAAUCGGUUGAAGAUGACGAUGAACUGGAAUCUGGCGACCAAGGGGAGGAAGAUGAAGGGGAGGAUGAGGAAGACGACGAGGAAGAUAAUUAAGCUUUAUUGUGUCAAAUAUGGGAAUCCUGUACUGCAUUAUAAAAAUAAAUGUUGAUGGCCUUGUGAUGCAAAAUACCUGGUUAAAGAAGCGGAAGGAUCACUAGUCCUGAGUUUCUGAUGUGAAGUUGAAAAAUGCUUUGUAGCUGAAACAGAAGUCUCCCGUUUUAAGUUUUACACGCACAUCCGAACCAAAUUGUUAACACACUAGGAGCUGUUUUAGAUGCUUUCCAGAAGCAUUGGCGGUAACAGUUUGGUUAACCAAGCGUGUUGGCAUUUGCAUAUGUUCCAUGUGUUUGUCAUUAUCUAAUUUGGAUCUUCGGUGUGAUUAAAUGUGGUAUGUAUAUGGUUUAACAUCUGUUGAAUGAAAUCAUUGCUUCCUGUAUUCAGCAUGGAGAGAACUCAAAUUAUUACUGGAGUGUAUGGGGACUGGCAAGUUAAGGGUUUUUUACCUUUUGGCUGCUUGUCGUGGGUUUUUGAGUGAGAGGAACUGUACAGCAUUGAGUGCCUUGCACCUGAAAUGGCUGCGUUCUGUACCUCAGAAGAAAAAGAGAAACCGAAUCAACUUGGGAGGGAUUUCCGUAGACAAAUAGCAGCAUUUGGUAGCAUAUUAAAGCAGAUUUUUUUUAUUCUUAGCAAAAACCCAUGCAAAAGUUUUUAAGAUGCUACCAGAUUAUCACGUUAAAAACAAGCCUUUUGUUCUAUUAUUAAAAUCACAUACUGAUCAAUUAUAAUUUAUUGACUUUUGCGCCCAAUAGGUAAGAUUUUUUUAAAAAGAGAAAUUAAGUGCAGUUGCUGCAUCAACUUGCUGUUUUGGUAAUAAAAAUAGAUGCUAUAACUAUUUAGUAUUCAUUUACUUGGUUUACUUCUGACUGCUUUAAAUCAUGUUUCUUGAAUGCUGCUGUAUUUGGAAUAGUCUUAAUUUUU
Molecule: messenger RNA, 7210 nt
Organism: Zootoca vivipara (common lizard)
Lineage: Eukaryota; Metazoa; Chordata; Lepidosauria; Squamata; Lacertidae
Source: RefSeq, a predicted model, not a curated record